Messenger RNA from Klebsormidium nitens, 1623 nucleotides. The record is from the annotation of a GenBank genome assembly. NCBI's taxonomy places the organism in Eukaryota, Viridiplantae, Streptophyta, Klebsormidiophyceae, Klebsormidiales, Klebsormidiaceae.
GGCUGCCAUGCUUCAGGCAGGCGCUUCAAGUUCAAGGUCCAAUGGUGCGUUGUUGAGCAGCCGCAAUUGACGUUCCCUUUCCCGCGCAGGACUUUUCUAUUUGGAGGGGCAGCCCGGAGUGGGCCAUGGCUUGGUCUCCAAAAGAUCUUUCUGAACAAAUGUUCUUCAUAAGCUGAAGACGCAAAAAGCGCUGUCAGCAUUAUGGACAAGGAAAUUACUCGGCGGUGGGGGGUGGGCAUCCCCUCACCAGAAGAGCUUGCCCCCCUGAGCACUCGCCUCAUCACGCCGGUGCUGGCCUGCGCCUUCAAUAUAGAGGGAGACAGCGGGGCAUCACUUACAGAGGAGGAAGUUGAUGAAGCUGCGCUGAACACAGUCAGGGGGGGGAUGGAGCGAGCGACACCAUCGCAGGUUUCUCCGCAAGAGAAUCCACAGGUGGGGCCGCCGCUGGUGGGUUUUGCAGAUGGGAGGUGGGAUGGGGGGGGAGCGGAUGGGGCAGAAGGUUACCCGGGGGAGGAGCCGACGAAUGGCGUUGCUAUUCUGCAAGGCGUGCACGGCAACAUGCCCGCUUAUGGCGCCUUCAGCGGUGGUGUGGAGAACAGCCAGGAUGGGGGCGGGAAAAAGGCGCGGGCGCGCCCUGCAGAAAGCAUGGAAGGGGAGGACGAGUUAGAAGGCAUGGAGCACACAAGCGACGACCCUCCUGGGCGGGCGCUCAAACGGCCGCGCCUAGUUUGGACCCCCCAGUUGCACAAGCGCUUCUGCGAUGCUGUGAAUCACCUGGGGGUGGAGAAUGCUGUUCCAAAGACCAUCAUGCAGCUGAUGAACGUGGAAGGCCUGACCCGCGAGAACGUCGCCAGCCACCUCCAAAAGUACCGCCUCUACCUGCGACAACGCUUCCAGACCGACGCUCCUGCUGUGCCAUCCUCUUCCGACGCCGUGUUCGCAAAUGGGCCCCAGCCGCCUCGAGGGGGAGGUAGCGCAGGGCCGGCCCUGUCGGGAGGGGGAGAGGGGGACCUGGGGCGAGAGCGUGGUCUGCGGAUGGACACACAGAGUAACGGUCAUAGCAUCGGUCUCACAGACGGCGCGCCCCCGCAACAAGACGUAGGCUAUCGGGACUACGGGGGGUACCCUGCCAGCAUGCAGCUGUCGGGGCGACCCGCUCCAGAGCCGCUGGAGAUGGAUGCUUUUGGGCGACCCCUCAAGCGGCAAAAGUUUGUCGAUCAACGAGCACUGGCUGCACACGGGCAGUUGCAGUGAGAUGCUUCUGGGAUUGUGUACUAUACUUCUGCCGGCUAUAUAAGUGAGGAGAUUCGUGGGAAUGUGUACAUUUGACUAUUGCUUAGGCGGGCGAAUGCCAGCGCGCCACCUUGAGGUCCUAGCUAUUAUUACCACAGGCAAUUGCAUCAGAUUUCAGGGACGUGGCUCAUGUGCCGUGAGCGGGCAGCUCAGCGCCUGAGCCUUUUGGAGCUGCAACCUUAUUCCGAGUUGCAGUUGGCUGGAUCGGUUUGGGUGCUUAAGCGAACCUUAAAUAAGUGAACCCAGUCACUCGGCUUGCCGUGAGCGGGCAUGGUGAGUUGUAACGUUACUUAGAAAAGGAGAUGACUCUGACUAUCCAAUCGAUUAUCU